CCGAGUCGACUUGGCUCGAUUCAGUCGCGGCCGACCCGCCACGCUGCGAGCUUUGUCGAUCCACGCGAGUGUCCGUGCUUCCGUUCGUCGCGUCUUUCAAUCACUCAACGUCUACCCGUGUUCAACCCCUCGUAAAAGCCAUCCUUUCGUCCCGAAAGGAACGAAUCCCGCCUAGCCCGGGCGAGAAAAAUCGACCGGAAGGGAAAUAAAACGAAACCAGCAUUAGUGCGGCCGUGAAUUUCUCUCGCGUCUACGUUUCACUCACCCCUCCGUUGGAUCCGUGGUUCGCGAGUGCGAGUGGUGUUCGAGUGCCUCGCCUCGCCAGUCCACGCUGUCCACGAGUCGCGUGGAGCCCAGUGCGGAAGCAGGCGAAGAGGAACAGGUGUCUCGCUCGGGGGAUAAGCAAGUCUGUCGUCGCGGAUAAUAAGGGUUUACCAGGGUGUCCGAGUGCGGUGAAAUGAAACGUCCAGUGGUGUUCCAGUGGCAGCGCUGUGCGCAGCUACUCGUGGACCGUGGUAUUUUGUGAACCGGCGACGCGUGUGAAGUGGAGUGGAAACAGAGUGGGUUCUCCUGGUUCCGGUGUGCUUGCGGCCCUUCACGAGAGAUUGCAAAGUACUGUUUGGAUACCCUGGAAUUAAAUCGAACAGCACGUGGAUAAUGAGCAUCCUAUAGCAUUGUCACCGCUAACGAGAGCCUCGUGGACACGUAAACCCUCGCAAGCAGUCUCUGAGAGGCACGCAGCGGACAUCCUGGAUUAGCAGCCGGAACAACCCUCGAAAACAGGAAGAACCGAGCGCGAAGAAACGAUACAUCCGCGUAUCGGCGACAAACGCUGGCAAGCGCCCAGGGUACAAGAAACUUGGCAAGAGGCAACGCCCUUUCCCCGACGGGAAGAUGAAGGCCAGCCUGGUACGUCGGCUCGUUGGCACGUCCGUGACCUAAGGCCGCCCGUCGAGUCUCUUCCGGCCGAAGAAGAGGAACAAGGCCAAGGGAAACGCGGUUCCGUGCGGUGGCCGAGCAUGACGACGAUCGUGACGAGCUCCGAGCCGACGGAGGUGGUGUCCUCGGUGGACGUGACGACCCUGUUGAACGCCAUCUCGACCGAGGACAGCCAGUUCGCGAACAGCAGCUACUCGAACGAGCAGAAGUGGUCUGUCCCGGCCACGAUCGCGAAAGGCUGCCUCCUAGGCUCCAUCAUAGUCACCGCGGUGUUCGGUAAUCUGCUGGUCAUGGUGUCGGUUAUGCGGCACCGGAAGUUGCGGAUCAUCACGAAUUAUUUCGUGGUCUCGCUGGCCCUGGCAGACAUGCUGGUCGCGAUGUUCGCGAUGACGUUCAACGCGAGCGUCCAGAUGACAGGCAGGUGGCUGUUCGGCUACUUCAUGUGCGACGUCUGGAACUCGUUGGACGUUUACUUUAGCACCAGCUCUAUUCUGCACCUAAUGUGCAUCUCGGUGGAUCGUUACUGGGCUAUCGUGAAGCCGCUCAAGUACCCCAUCAUCAUGACCAGGAGGAUCGCCGCCUAUAUGCUGCUCGCCUGCUGGAUCAUGCCCGCGUUCAUCUCCUUCAUGCCCAUCUUCAUGGGCUGGUACACCACCGCCGAGAACAGCAUGCACCGGCAGAAGCACCCGGAGCUGUGCGAGUUCAAGGUGAACAAGGUGUACGUGAUAUUCUCGUCGAGCAUCUCGUUCUGGAUACCGUGCACGAUCAUGACUCUCACGUACUUCGCCGUGUUCAAAGAGGCGAACAGACAGGAGAAGCAGAUGCACAGUCGGAUGGGAAACGUGAUGCUACUGAGCCACAGGCCCAGCAAGGAUUUGAAUAACCUGAACGGGGAGCUGAACAGCGCUGGCUCGUCCAAGACGCUAACGUUGAACGAGAUCAGCACUGAUCAUCUGCAUACUCCUACGAAGGAUAAGAAUAUCAUGAAGAUGAAGAGAGAGCACAAGGCUGCCAGAACGUUAGGCAUCAUCAUGGGUACCUUCAUACUGUGCUGGUUGCCGUUCUUCUUGUGGUACGUUAUCACGACUUUGUGCGGUAAAUCCUGCCCGUGUCCCGACAUCGUGAUCGCGCUCCUUUUCUGGAUCGGGUACACGAACUCGGCGCUGAACCCGCUGAUCUACGCGUACUUCAACCGCGACUUCCGAGAAGCCUUCAAGAAUACUCUGCAGUGCGCGUUCUGCUCGCUCUGCAGACGAGAGCCGUCCGACCUCGAGGCGCUCGAUUUCCGUCGGCCGUCCCUAAGGUACGACGACCGCACUAAGAGCAUAUACUCGGAGACGUACAUGAAGCACAUCGACCGACGAAGAUCGAGCGAGUACGGUAGCAGCCUCUGAGAGAAGAGCAACUUUGUACGCCAUCAGCAGCCGGAGAAGAGGGACGAAAAGAGCAAAAGACACGCAUAAAUACGUACACACCCACCUAAUUAUACAUACGUACCGUCGCCUACACACGCAACAAGUAAAACGACGCGUAUAAUCGUCGACUAUAUACGUAACGCGUAGCCCGCCUCGAGAGAUUCUCCGAUCCGCCAUCUUGCCAAAAACUCACGGAAGACGAAUCUCAUCAAGUACUCGCGUUUCUAACGAUAUUCAGCCGCCUCGCGUGCUCACGGUUUCUACGGUGUUCGCGUUUCAAGCGAACGGAGAAGCUUCCACAAGUGUCGCCUUAAGCCCUUUUCACGCGUGCCGACACGAAGUGUCACUAAAUAUCCGAAAACGCAAUUCCCCGAGGAGCUCGACGCGUGUUAUACUAGACAACGUCGACAGGGAUUGCGAGAAAUAUUCCUCGUGAAAUGUACCUCGUGAUCUUCUCACAGUGGUCUAUCACGAAAGCGUGAAACGGGCUUAACGCGUAGAAACUGCCUUUCGCGGAGCAUACAGCUCGCUAUCGAACUCAAUGGGACCUGUGGUGAAGGAUUCUAGAGAUUCUAGACGAAAUAUCACACUUUAGUAUCUCCUAAUCCAUUUCUGGAGUCAUCGAACAUGUAAAAAUUGGUCAAAAUGGUCAAAAUAUUGGCCAGCCAAUUGGUCAAAGUAUCAUUGGAAAAGAUUAUCUCUAUAGGUUAAAGAUCACAGAGAAGAGACGUCGAUGGCUUCUCAAACAUCGAAAUCGUUGCACGAAGUGACGAGCAAAUUGGGAACGCUGGGAAACACUACAAAAUGGCGGGAGAAACCGGUAGCACGCGUGGUUGCGGAACACAGGGGCACACGAGGAUCACGUGUCGUCGCGAAGCGAUCACAGAGAUGCACACGGAGGACACGUAGACGCGAAUGAAACGCAUAGGUCACGUCGCAUUGCCAAAGAUAGUACUUUUAAGGAUUCUCGCGGGGACUGAGCUUUAUAUCGGAAUCGAUGGGGCAGAGGAUCUUCUGCGGAUCCCCUGAUACCGAAGAGACCUUCUCGUUCUUCCAUCCUCGUUGAUAGGAGGACGGGAAAGUUUUUUCUGGGAAGGAAGACGACAGAUGUCUGGUCGAAUCGAUCAGCUCGUCGGGACAUCUUCGUCCGUUUCUUCUGUCGGUUCUUGAGCGAUGUCCUAUUGGGUGGCCAAGUGUGCUGUUCGAUUCGUGGAACGAUUCGAGCCCCAUAAGAAAUCGUUUAUCGACCAAUCUACAGAGCGAGUGAACGACUAGCUUGGACCUAAGAUUCAAAGAGGAAGCUUCGAUCAGAGAUCUCGUGUCAUGGUGAGAAACGUUUGUCCAGGUGUGUCCUGGUUGGCAGCUAGAGACCUAAUGUGACGUAUUUGGGUAAUUGGUGUUUGUCUUCACGGUUAGUUCGCGAGGGACGAAACGAACGAGAUCGUCAUGUGUUAGAUGAAGAUGGACGUUCAGUGAUCGAGGGAUAUAUCGUGUGGAGAUGGUGAUCUAUGUUAUUGUUAACUCGAUUAGUAUUAUUGCUCGUUGAUGAUGAUGUUACAUGACAGGCCGCAUGACAUGUUCCCAUCGCUGAUUUCAACGCGUAUCCUUCUGUUCGUUUUAAAAAGGAAUCGCGAUGCGAUGUACAAUUCCAAAGUGAUAGUUGUUAUCGUUGUUUGUUUGCGUAGUGUUAUAUCGAACCGGGUAUUUAUUUUCAACGCUUCGAA
Messenger RNA from Eufriesea mexicana, 4078 nucleotides. Its product is annotated as octopamine receptor beta-2R. Gene Ontology annotation, biological process: adenylate cyclase-activating adrenergic receptor signaling pathway; positive regulation of MAPK cascade. The transcript has 5 exons. The coding region runs from base 1020 to 2333 and encodes 437 amino acids. Gene Ontology annotation, cellular component: plasma membrane. NCBI's taxonomy places the organism in Eukaryota, Metazoa, Arthropoda, Insecta, Hymenoptera, Apidae. The record is from RefSeq and is a predicted model, not a curated record. Gene Ontology annotation, molecular function: octopamine receptor activity.